AUGAAGUCCAUACAGUCCCUGCUUAUUGCAGCCAUCAUCGCCUUCGUCCCAACGGUAUCCGCCGAAUGCUUCAAGGACGGCAUAACAGGUGAAUACGACGUCAAUAAUAACGCACCCGUCGACCUUAGAAUCGUGUGCGCUCAGUUAUCGGGCAGCUACGUAAAGAAUGAGUUCCGCAGAAUCUGCAUCAUGGACACGAAGGGCAGAAAGUGGGACUUUGAGCUUUCGUACGUCGGGAACGGAGACAAACGCGACAUUGAUAUAGAGGAAUGCUACGACGGCAUGAAAAAUGAGGCAGGCUGCGCGCGAGGUGGUCGGAAGAAGUAUUGGAACUGGGAAUACUCGUGA
Colletotrichum godetiae is the source of this 348-nucleotide messenger RNA. RefSeq lists its product as uncharacterized. The transcript has 2 exons. The record is from RefSeq and is a predicted model, not a curated record. NCBI's taxonomy places the organism in Eukaryota, Fungi, Ascomycota, Sordariomycetes, Glomerellales, Glomerellaceae. Bases 1 to 348 code for a protein of 115 amino acids.